AUGGUUGACACAUCGCUUGACAUGGAAGAUUACUAUUGUAGUGUUUGCCGUGAGAUUUUUGAUAAUCCCGUUUCAUUACCAUGUUCACAUUCAUUUUGUAAAAAAUGUUGUUCUAUGUUGAAAGAUUCAUCAUCAUUAACACCAGCAGCAGCAAAUCAUGAACAAUAUCGUUGCGCUAUUUGUCGUGAAGUCGCUUCGUCAUUUCAUUGUAACCGUGAAUUAGAUGAAAGACUUUCAACAGUAGAAGUACCUUGUCAAUAUUGUUCAAAAUUCUUCAUACUCAAAGAAUUACAAAAGCAUAUGGAAACAUGUACAGCACGCAAUGAUUCUAAGCCACCAUCAAGACCAAUCGUUCAUUUAUCCAAAUCUUUAUCCGAAAAUCAACAAAAAGCACUUGAACAAGCUCAAGCUGGUGAAAAUCGUUCAACGUUUACAUGUCCAUUUUGCCCGACAUUAAAUUUAACAUGCACAGAUCUUAGUCAGCAUAUUAAAAACCAUCAUAUACAUGAAGAUCAACGACGAGUAUAUACAUUUGUCAAUUAUACACAAGACGAACAACAAAUGAUGGAUGAUGCUAUUCAAGCAUCACUAAAAGAAUAUGCUUCACAUCAAAACUGA
This is a messenger RNA of Didymodactylos carnosus, 618 nucleotides long. Lineage: Eukaryota; Metazoa; Rotifera; Eurotatoria; Philodinida; Philodinidae. The record is from the annotation of a GenBank genome assembly.